UCCCCCGGCGGGCCCGGGGGCGCCGCCGCCGCCCCACGCUGGCGCAGAGGACCGGGCCCGGGCCCGCCUCGCCGCUGAGGAUGUCCCGGAAGGCGCCGCGGGCAGAGGUGUGCGCCGACUGCAGCGCCCCAGACCCUGGCUGGGCGUCCAUCAACCGCGGGGUGCUCAUCUGCGACGAGUGCUGCAGCGUGCACCGCAGCCUGGGCCGCCACAUCUCCAUCGUCAAGCACCUGCGCCACAGCCCCUGGCCCGCCACCCUGCUCCAGAUGGUGCACACCUUGGCGAGCAACGGGGCCAACUCCAUCUGGGAGCACUCGCUUCUGGAUCCGGCGCAGGUGCAGAGCGGGCGCCGGAAGGCAAACCCCCAGGACAAAGUGCACCCCACCAAGUCGGAGUUCAUCCGUGCCAAGUACCAGAUGCUGGCCUUCGUCCACAAGCUGCCCUGCCGGGACGAUGACGGUGUCACUGCCAAGGACCUCAGCAAGCAAUUGCACUCGAGCGUGCGGACGGGCAACCUGGAGACCUGCCUGCGCCUGCUCUCGCUGGGUGCCCAGGCCAACUUCUUCCACCCGGAGAAGGGCACCACACCGCUCCACGUGGCCGCCAAGGCCGGGCAGAUCCUGCAGGCAGAGCUGCUGGUGGUCUACGGUGCCGACCCUGGGGCGCCCGAUGUGAACGGCCGGACGCCCAUUGACUAUGCCAGGCAGGCAGCCCAGCACGAGCUGGCGGAGCGGCUGGUGGAGUGCCAGUACGAGCUGACCGACCGGCUGGCCUUCUACCUCUGCGGCAGGAAGCCGGACCACAAGAAUGGGCACUACAUCAUCCCGCAGAUGGCUGACAGGGUGCGCCCAAAGUGCAUGGCACAGAGCCUGGACCUCUCUGAACUGGCCAAGGCAGCCAAGAAGAAGCUGCAGGCGCUCAGCAACCGGCUCUUCGAGGAGCUGGCCAUGGACGUGUACGACGAGGUGGACCGCCGGGAGAACGAUGCGGUCUGGCUGACCACGCAGAACCACAGCACGCUGGUGACAGAGCGCAGCGCCGUCCCCUUCCUCCCUGUCAACCCCGAGUACUCAGCCACGCGCAACCAGGGCCGGCAAAAACUGGCCAGGUUCAACGCUAGGGAGUUUGCCACUUUGCUCAUCGACAUCCUCGGGGAAGCCAAGCGCCGGCAGCAAGGGAAGAGUCUGCUCAGCCCCACAGACGCCCUCGACUACUCGCUGCGGAGCCAGAGUGACCUGGACGACCAGCACGACUACGACAGCGUCGCCUCUGACGAGGACACGGACCAGGAGCUGCUGCGCAACGCCUCCCGCAACAACCGGGCCAGGAGCAUGGACUCCUCCGACCUGUCAGAUGGCCCCAUCACGCUGCAGGAGUACCUGGAGGUGAAGAAGGCUCUGGCUGCCUCUGAGGCCAAGGUGCAGCAGCUGAUGAAGGUGAACAACAGCCUGAGCGAUGAGCUGCGCCGGCUGCAGCGCGAGAUCCACAAGCUGCAGGCAGAGAACACGCAGAUCCGGCAGCAGACUGGUCCUGCCCAUCCAACCCCGGCCCCCAGCGAGCGGCCGGAGCACGGGCACCCCCCGGGCACGGCUCCUCAGCACCGCCGGGACCGCCAGGCCUUCUCCAUGUACGAGCCGGGCUCGGCGCUGAAACCCUUCGGGCAGCCGGUGGAGGAGCUGGUGACCCGGCUCCAGCCCUUCAGCCCCGGCGAGGUGGAGGACGAGGCUCUGUACUCCAUGCACAUCCCGGCCAGCGUGUACCGGAUCCGGAAAGGUCCAUCUGCCUCCUCGGUGCCCUUCCCUCCAUCCUCCCCGCUGCUCUCCUGCCCGCCUGAUGGUGCCCGACACAUGAGCAAGCUGGACCGGCACGGGAGCGGCACUGACAGUGACUACGACAACACACAGGCUGGUGAGGUUCUGAUCAGCAUGGAGGGGAAGCGGUAUGUGGAGCUGAGCAAGGAUGAGGAUUUCCCCCACGAGCUGGACCCGCUGGACGGGGAGCUGGACCCCGGCCUGCCCAGCACAGAGGAUGUCAUCCUGAAAACUGAGCAGGUCACCAAGAACAUCCAGGAGCUGCUGCGGGCAGCACAAGAGUCCAAGCAUGAUAGCUUUGUGCCCUGCUCAGAGAAGAUCCACUCGGCUGUGACAGAGAUGGCAUCACUCUUCCCUAAGAAACCAGCACUGGAGACGGUGCGGAGCUCCCUGCGGCUGCUCAACGCCAGCGCCUACCGACUGCAGAGCGAGUGCCGCAAGACUGUGCCCCCCGAGCCCGGCGCCACCGUGGACUACCAGCUCCUCACCCAGCAGGUCAUCCAGUGUGCCUACGACAUCGCCAAGGCCGCCAAGCAGCUGGUCACCAUCACCACGCGUGAGAAGAAGCAGUGAGCGCCGCGUCCCCCAUGGCCCCAGGCCCCCGCACUCUCCAUGUCUCCCUUCCCUCCGGCGGCAGCCGGCACCUGGGGCGAGCGUGGCUGUGCGGGGCCAUUCUGGGGAUCCGAGGUGCGGGGUUCCUCGUGCCCCCUGCGCCAUCGAGGAGCUGGUGCUCAGCCUGCGGGGUAGGUGCCUGCAUCCCCCUGUACAGCCCCUUGCCCGCCCCGCGGCACGUAACUUAUCCUGUACAUAGCCUCUGUAGCUGUCCGUGGCGGCGGUGGCCUUGUACCCCCACUCCCCACAAAACCCCUCUCUGGGUGGCCGGUACCCCCGAGGCCUCCCACGGCAUUACACUGGACUGGGGCGCCUGUGGGUCCCCCCCCUCCCCGGGCGUCCUGAACCCCCCCCCGGGCGUCCUGCCCCGUGGCGGGGCCGCGCUCCCCACUGUAAGAUGUGUCCUUGUACAUUUGUAUCAAUAAAGGUGUGAGCAAUG
Messenger RNA from Taeniopygia guttata (zebra finch), 2862 nucleotides. It is a transcript of the gene GIT1, whose product is annotated as GIT ArfGAP 1. Gene Ontology annotation, cellular component: synapse; neuron projection; postsynapse. Gene Ontology annotation, molecular function: small GTPase binding; GTPase activator activity. NCBI's taxonomy places the organism in Eukaryota, Metazoa, Chordata, Aves, Passeriformes, Estrildidae. The record is from RefSeq and is a predicted model, not a curated record. Gene Ontology annotation, biological process: regulation of ARF protein signal transduction; synaptic vesicle recycling; regulation of G protein-coupled receptor signaling pathway.